This is a messenger RNA of Syngnathoides biaculeatus (alligator pipefish), 1195 nucleotides long. RefSeq names its product chromobox protein homolog 1-like. The transcript has 6 exons. Lineage: Eukaryota; Metazoa; Chordata; Actinopteri; Syngnathiformes; Syngnathidae. Gene Ontology annotation, biological process: negative regulation of transcription by RNA polymerase II; chromatin organization. The record is from RefSeq and is a predicted model, not a curated record. Gene Ontology annotation, cellular component: nucleus; pericentric heterochromatin. Gene Ontology annotation, molecular function: chromatin binding. Bases 235 to 837 code for a protein of 200 amino acids.
GGUAUGAAAAGGGGCGGAGACGCCAUGCUACCUUAGCUCCAAGCUGAAGCUAGUCAGAAACUAGCUGCGCUAUCCAUCUACCAGCUAAGGGAAAGAAAAAACACACAAUCAAACGCCGACGUUAUUGGCGCAUAAUAAAAGCCUCAAGCGUGUCGUUGUCGUCCUUUUUCCAGUGGAGCUCUCGAGAAAGCGAAUUGCGAGUCAGCGGACCCUGCUGGUCUCCAGGUCUACUUGAUGAGUAUGAGCGUGACAACAGAAACCCCGAACGAUGGGCCCAGUGUUACAGAAGAGAGCAAGCUGCCCGCCGCCGAGAAGAAGGACAAGAAGGCGGAUGAUGUAGCUGAGGAAGAGGAGGAGGAGGAGGAGUACGUGGUGGAAAAAGUCCUGAAUCGGCGGGUGGUCAAAGGGAGGGUGGAAUACCUCCUCAAGUGGAAGGGAUUCUCGGAAGAAGACAACACAUGGGAGCCGGAGGACAACCUGGACUGUCCCGACCUCAUCGCCGAGUUCCUCCAGUCUCAGAAGUCGGCCCACGAGGGCAAGCGGAAGGCGGCCAGCGACGGCGACGGAGAGGAAAGCAAAUCCAAGAGGAAGAAAGAUGACACUGAGAAGCUGAGGGGCUUCGCCAGGGGUUUGGAACCGGAGCGAAUCAUCGGAGCCACCGAUUCGACGGGGGAGCUCAUGUUCCUCAUGAAGUGGAAAAACUCUGACGAAGCAGACUUGGUUCCAGCCAAGGAGGCCAACGUCAAGUGUCCGCAGGUGGUCAUCUCGUUCUACGAGGAGCGACUCACCUGGCACUCAUACCCAAGUGAAGAUGAGAAAAAAGAUGAGAAAAACUAAAAAAAAAAAAAAAAAAGAGGGGGGGUAGUUUUGAACUUGGUUAUAGUUUGGUUUCUGGGGGAGGGGUGGGGUUAAACACUUCAGUUAGUCUGACGUUGGUCGUGCUUUUAAGUGUUUAGAACGUCGUCAUCCUGCUUGAGACAGUGUCCACGCAGUGUUAAAACAUUUCACAUCCUUUUACCGUCAAAAGCCCGUGUGCCAUGUUUAUUGUUUGUUUUUUUUUUGUUUGUUUUUUUAUCUACAUCUUAGCUGUCGUGUUCUUAAAAUCUGUUUGCCGUGAUGACACUGUGCUUGCCGAUGGUUGUCGCUUUUCCCAUGUCUUGCUGUCAUUUUUGGACAAUAAAGUCACUUUUUGUUA